Anoplophora glabripennis (Asian longhorned beetle) is the source of this 1802-nucleotide messenger RNA. RefSeq names its product heparanase-like. The transcript is spliced from 10 exons. The record is from RefSeq and is a predicted model, not a curated record. Gene Ontology annotation, cellular component: membrane; extracellular matrix. The coding region runs from base 93 to 1709 and encodes 538 amino acids. Lineage: Eukaryota; Metazoa; Arthropoda; Insecta; Coleoptera; Cerambycidae. Gene Ontology annotation, molecular function: hydrolase activity, acting on glycosyl bonds.
UAUGUUAAUGUCAACAAAUUCAAAAUUAAAUAUUAGAAACAUUACAGAGGAAUCAGCAUAAAGGGUGCUCUAUUUUUUUUAUCUAUAGAAAAAUGCUACAAAUCCGAAAUACAUCAAAAUAUAACUAUGUCAAGGUUUUUGUACGAAAAUGUUUUGAAAUAUGUUCUGUAUUAGGAGCAGUAGCAAUAUUCAUUGUUAUUUUAUUAUUAAUAGCCACAUUCGUUCUAAAAUCGACAGGAAAUGUUCAGAUUAUAUACAUUGAACGAAACAAACCAUACUUGAGUAAAACAAAUUCAAAAUUUCUUAGUAUUGGCUUAGAUACUUCUGUUAUUGCAGAAGAUUUUUACAACUUUAAUACAACAGACGUUAAAUUACAAAAAAUGGUAAAAUAUCUUCAACCAGCUUAUUUGAGAAUAGGUGGUAAUUUAGCAGACAAGUUAGUUUUCAACCCAAAUUUAAAAGAGGUUGAUAAACAUGUAAAGAGAUUUUACAGAGGAAUAUCCCAUAUUUAUAAUUUUUUAGACCUUCGUUCUCUUCCAAAUUACGUAAUGACUGGUACGCAAUGGUUGGAACUAACGAAAUUCGCUCAACAAACCAAUAUGGAAGUGUUGUUUGAUCUUAAUUCAUUAAGGAGAUUUGAUAACGGCUCUUGGGACUACACAAAUGCAGAGUCGCUAAUCAAAUUUUCAAAUAAACAUAGUCUAAAAUUAAACUGGGAACUAGGAAAUGAACCAAACUCUUUCCGUCACAAAUUUAACCAGGAGGUAAAUGCAACACAGAUGGCCAAAGAUUUUGCUGUUUUAAGACAUAUCCUGAGAAAAUAUGAAACAUAUAAGAAUUCUUUGCUCGUUGGACCAGACACCACGAGACCCAGAGUAAAACAUCAAGAAAGUAAAAUUUAUUUGCAAGAUUUUCUGCAAAAUGCAGCAAAUGUAAUCGAUGCCAUAACUUGGCAUCAAUAUUAUAUCAACGGACGUACGGCUAAGGCUGAAGACUUUUUAAACCCUAUAGUGUUUGAUUAUCUAAAAAAACAAAUAGAUACUGUUAAGAACAUUACAAAGGAUUUGGAUAUACAAAAUAAACCUAUUUGGCUUGGAGAAACAUCAUCAGCGUAUGGAGGAGGAGCUCCAAAUUUGUCAAACACGUUUAUCGGCACGUUCAUGUGGGUCGACAAAUUGGGACUCUCUGCCAAAAUGGGAAUUAAUGUUGUUGUCAGACAGUCUAUUUUUAAGGGGUAUUACGCGCUUCUGGACGAUGACUACAAUCCGAAUCCCGACUGGUGGAUAAGUAUAAUCUAUAAAAAACUUAUAGGCAUGCGAGUUGUUCCUAAUUAUACGUCUUGUUCUCCAAAGGUUAGAUUGUACUGCCACUGUACAAAGAAAUCUGCUUUUCCGUCUCUUCAACCGUCGGUUACAGUUUUUGGAGUAAAUAUGGAUAAAGCUACUGCACAUGUCAGGAUCGAAGGACUGCUUCCAUUGAACAUGGAGGCAAAGUCAUUAUCAACAGUUUACGCUUUCGAACUGACUUCUGAUACGUUAAUGUGUUCAAAAGGUGUUAGGCUUAAUGGAAAGCUUUUAAAAAUGUCCAAGGACAACAACUUACCAGAACUCGUGCCAAAGACGGUAGAUGCCAGAUCAUUUGUAACCAUGCCGCCUUUUUCUGUUGUUUUUUGGGUUAUACCUGCUCCUCGUGUUAACGCUUGUUUGUAAUUAAAUCGCGUUGUGUAUUUUCUACUAGUCAAAUCUAUGUGUGCUAUUUUUGUAACAUAACUCGUGCCGAAUAUAUUAUAUACUCAUCAAGAA